UGAAUCAUCCCAGCAGGAACCUAUUGUAGUGAAGGAGGAGAAAGUUUCACAUAGGACAACCUCGACGUCCGUUACCACUUCUGUCGCUGAUAGCCAGCCACCCGCUCAAAAAAAGGCCAAGAUUGAACCUCCCGCCACACGUGUUCCCAGUAUUCCUUGCCAAACCCAAACACCAGCAGAAUGUGGACACCACAGCAGAGCACAUGAAAACACGCGGCGCCUAUUGUACGGUGGACUUACCUGCAGCAAUGCAAGCAGACCAACGCUGGACGAAAAAAUAUCUCCCUAUGAUAAUGCUGUGGGCUGGAAGUUAUGAAAAUGUCUGGGUUAUCCCAGACGAAGUCCUUCUCCAUCAUGCUCAGCUCGUCUUUAACGCAGUAUACAAAGACCUCAAUAUUGAUCUUGCUCACGGCAGCAUGGUACAUUCACUUACCGCACAGCGCAUCUCAGAAUGGCGCAGUAAUUUCGGCUCAACAGCCAUAGUCAUCAUCAUGGACUUUAUGACACGGAAUCCUGACUGUGCUCCAAGUGUCCUUGCGACUUUCCUUCUCAAUAAUUGGGCCUUCUUGUUCGAAAAUCCCGACAGUCCAUCUCCCCUCACAGCAUACUGCUCUCCCUUCAUAUUGCAGCUGUUUGGCACAGCGCACCUCAAUGCCAUCAAAGGGUAUGUGGAGGUUCCCUCCUUCGACAUGCAUGAGCUUGCAAUGAGUGGGAUGUCAUGGGUUCUUGCCCUCUGUGCUGUAGCAAUCGAGCACGCCCUUGGGAUGAUCAAGAGCAAAAAUCUCAAGGUUCAAGAUGUUUUGUCGUCCGCAUCACGGAGUAAAGUGACCAUCAAGUUACCAAAGGUUCUCAACAAGCUUACGGGUAAGGAGACUAACAUUCCAUUCUUAUUUUCGGCAACUCUCUGGUCCAAAGCAACCAAAGCAUUCACAAAGUCUAUUUUGAGCAAGCCUGCUGGGUACAUGGAGGCCACCAUAGAGAUGGCACAUGCUACAGUAUAUGACGUCGCUGAUACACCGGCGAGCUCUCUCAAUGACAACGAGUCAGAUGAGGACGAGCGAGCUAUGAUUUGAUUUUGUUAACCAUUCAAGUUGCAUGAAGGGCACCGUCAGUUUUCCACCCCCACCAGUGUCAUGUUUUCUGCUGCUAUCAUAUUUCCUGCUGCCUCCGCUUUUUUGCUCGCAUCAUUACUUAAUUCCGCGCUUAUCACGCUUUCUAUGUAUGCCCUUUUCUUACUACUAUGAAAGGCUUGUGCCGCUUUCUCUGCUU
Messenger RNA from Suillus paluster, 1269 nucleotides. RefSeq lists its product as uncharacterized. Lineage: Eukaryota; Fungi; Basidiomycota; Agaricomycetes; Boletales; Suillaceae. Bases 204 to 1073 code for a protein of 289 amino acids. The transcript has 5 exons. The record is from RefSeq and is a predicted model, not a curated record.